AUGCCUUUGACAAUCAAUACAAUUACCUGGUGUGAAGAUGCGAAUGCAAAUAUAAGAUCUUUAAGGCAUAAAAUAGGAAAGUGUAAGAAAGACAGUAAUGGUGAUGUAAAGGCUAUGUGGGAGAAGAUUGAUUUGGAGCUACAACAUGCAAAUGUGGAAAAAUUAGGUUUUGACCACCCAUUAUGUUCUGGCAUACUCAAUAUAACCUUGGAACCUUUCACAAAAAUUUUAAAAUCAUUUCACAAAUCACUAAAAUAUGAAUUGUUUUCAAUAAAUAAAAAUCUGCAAAUAAAUAAAGAAUUAUAUAUGUGUGAUAAUCGCAUCUCUGUUGAAUAUUGUAAUAAACAAUUUACUGAAAACUGUAUAGAGAAUAUG
Molecule: messenger RNA, 375 nt
Organism: Dentiscutata erythropus
Lineage: Eukaryota; Fungi; Glomeromycota; Glomeromycetes; Diversisporales; Gigasporaceae
Source: the annotation of a GenBank genome assembly